GUGACACGCGCCAGGCUGGGCGCCGAGCUGCGCGGUCGGGCCGGGCCGGGCCGGGCUGCGGCUCCCCCGGUUUACCAUGUCCCGGCGCGACGGAGCGAGGAGCGGCAGCGGCCUGAAGCGGCACCGGAGCCGCAGCGAGUCGACGUCGUCGUUGCCCGGAGGCAGCCCCGCCGGCUCCAGCAGCCGAGGCCACGAGCGGAAGGAGCAGAAGAGGAAGAAGCGGGAAGUGCAGCAGAUCCAGCAGAUCCAGCACCUGGAGUCCUUCUAUGAGAAACUUCCUCCAGGGUUUAUUAAGGAAGAUGAGACUAAACCGGAAGACUGCAUUCCUGACGUACCUGGCAAUGAAAAUGCCCGAGAAUUCCUUGCCCACGCCCCAACCAAAGGGCUUUGGAUGCCAUUGGGGAAGGAGGUCAAAGUUAUGCAAUGCUGGAGAUGUAAACGUUAUGGACACAGAACGGGAGACAAAGAAUGCCCCUUCUUCAUUAAAGGCAACCAGAAGCUAGAACAAUUCAGAGUAGCACACGAAGACCCCAUGUAUGAUAUUAUAAGGGAAAAUAAACGCCAUGAGAAGGAAAUGCGGAUACAACAGUUGAAGCAGCUGCUAGAGGAUUCCACUUCGGAUGAAGACAGCAGCAGCAGCAGCUCCAGCUCCAGCUCUUCAGGAUAUAAAGGAAAACACAAGAAAAAGAGAAAGAGGAAAGAAAAGAGGAAGAAAAAGAGAAAGCACAAAUCUUCUAAACCAAGCAAGAGGUCCAAACUGCAUUGAGGAUACUUGUGGCGAGCUUGCAAUAUCUUACGAACCAUUCAGAGAACAAUUCUCUGCAAAGGGCGUGUUUUAGGUGCUCCUUGGUGUCAUUUUGUGAGUUGCCCUAUCAGGUCUCCCCCACUGUCCCUCCACAUUGCAUUUUUCUCAUUGUUCAGGUUUGACAAAGUUUGGUACUUUGAGAACAGAGGGCUGCACCUGAGAUAAAGAGCCUCUGGUGUCUAAGUGUUAUUCUCUCCAUCCCCUGCAACUUCCCUUUUUGGCAGUUCUUGGGCACUAUUGCCCCCCCCCCCCAAUUUUCUUUUUAGCCUUCUGGGAGGUCAAAAAUUAAAUUAGAAUUUUCAGGCAGGGGGAAGCUGCCAGUGGAGAAGUUAGCCACAUAGCUCCCAAGGCGUAUAGAAGCGCCCCGUGGUAUUUUCUUGGAGAAUAUGGAGAAAGGGAUUCCUUUAGUGACAUGUAAACAAGGCCUCUGUCAUUCUGCACAGCCAAUACCUGGGCUUUGUUGAAAGAAGACUAACAAGGAAUGACUCUGGCCACUCAGUUUCUGAGGCACACAAUGGGAAAAAUCAAGAGAACUACAAAGGAACUUGGUGUGAAGUUACUUCACUCAAAUUGCCUGUACUGUAGUUGACUUUUUAUUAUUCUACAGAACAGUGUGAUUAAACAGAGAUUACAGUAUUGUGGAAACUGGUUUGUUUUCUGCCAUUGGAGGAAAUGUCUUCAUGACUGCAGUUGGACCUCGAUGUAAACAUUUUUGCUUUAACUUAAUGCUAGCCUGUAAAAUCGGUGACCCACUCAGCCAAAUGCAGUCCAGCAGCCUUAUAUGACAGAACACGAGGGGCUCUUCAAAUCUCCUGUUUGGGCCGUCUGCUUGGAACUGUAGCAGAAGGGGUUGUCAAGCAAUGGAACGGGGUUGGUGGUCUGCAUUCAGGUUGCAGGAUCACAAGCUGUAGAGAACCAGAUUUAAAGCUCUCUGUCCCAUGUGAUUUAUGGUACAGUUUUGUUUUGUCUGAUAAUUCCAUACUUGAAAGUGUAGUGUAUAUGAUGUAGCCACAACAAGCCUUUUCGUUUACAGGGCAAAAUGAUGCAAAUCUUGCAUAUGAUGCUAUCUUGCAAGCAGUAGUUUUAAAGAGGUGUGCUUCAUACCAAAAGCAUACAACAGGAUUGGCAUUACUGCAAUUGAAAUCUAGACUUAAAUUUCAGUUGCGCCUUUUCCUGCAAAUAUCAUUAUGCAGAGCACAUAAAAAUAGUUCUGCUGCCCUAUGGAACUGAAACCUUAAGCGUUAAAAACAAUCUUGCUACUAUGUUUUAAAAAUAAUAAGCAGCAAACAGGUUGACUGCUAGAAAGAUUGCUUGAAAAGCUAAACAUUGCCUGUAAAAUAAGUUAGCAAGAUAUAUUCUUUUGGAAUAUGUUUGUGAAGUGGUUAUAACCAGAAUAUACUUUUACGUAGCAUCCCUAGACCAUAAAUUCAGGUUCUCUUUUGUUAAAAAAACCAGAAGAGAAACCUUAUAAGGGUAGAAACGUUAAUAUUGUUGCAGCCGAUUUCUCAAAUAAAAAACUCAUUCACCUUA
Messenger RNA from Zootoca vivipara (common lizard), 2335 nucleotides. It is a transcript of the gene RP9, whose product is annotated as RP9 pre-mRNA splicing factor. The record is from RefSeq and is a predicted model, not a curated record. Lineage: Eukaryota; Metazoa; Chordata; Lepidosauria; Squamata; Lacertidae. Gene Ontology annotation, biological process: RNA splicing.